CAACAACAACAGAACAUAGCCCAAAGUUCCAGUCAAGUUCAUCGAUUUUGUUUCAUAGUCAAUAUGACACGUUUCUUUUGGUACAGAUAUGUCGUGUAGGUGUGCGGAGCGGUCCUCGAGCUCGAGUCUGCACAUAGAUCGGAUAAUUUGAUGUGUGAAAUUUGAAAUGCCGGACGAGCCAAAGUUGUUCUUGCCUGUGUCAGAUGUCAAAUAUGGGGAUUUAUUUGACUGGUCAGACCCUUUGCAGAAAAAAUUGAAGCACACCAGAAUAUCUAGAAGACCAUCUGUAUCGCGGCAAAACAGCAAAACUGGGACGCUUACAGAAUGUAAUGACGUCCAAAUAGCACUGUUUCGUUAUGGUGAAGAAGUGUUUGCCUUGGAUGAGAAAUGUCCUCAUGCGGGUGGCCCUCUCCAUCUUGGAGACAUAGAGACAUUGCCGGACAUGUCUGUGUGUGUGAGAUGUCCGUGGCAUAGCUGGAGGUUUGAACUGAAGACCGGGCAGGUCAGGCAGCCCAAAGGAAGACAAAUCUCGGCCAAGAUUUAUCCUGUUCAAGUAAAGCAGGAUGGCACACUGCUUGUUGGAUUUAGCGAACUAAACAGCAAAUAUUUUACAGAUGAAGAUUUUUAGAAAUGUUCUAAUGAUUUGUUCACCCUAUAUAUGUAUAGUUAUUUAUAUAGACAACGUAUAUAUUUUUUUACUUUGUAUAUGUUAAAGAUAUUUAUUGUUGUGUGUUGGCUACACACACUGCUUCCUGUAGACAAAUGACACACUUUACUCUUGAGUACCCGUGAUAGUGUCACGGGUACUGAUUUACGAUCUGUUUACUUUGGUUGAACCAGUAACUUACAACAUACACUUGAGUGUCCAUCUGCACAUGAAAAGUGCCAUAAACAGAGGAAGGGGUGACCACCCAAAUCCAUGCACACCUUAUACCACCUUUCUGUCUCUGACUGCAUCAACAUAUUAGAGCACAACUGUUGUUGUUAAAAAUGAAUUCAGCAUUUUGUGUCUACAUUUUUAAGGCUUAUUGUAGAAUGUCUUGUUGAUAUACCACAAGGUAUAGUCAAGUAUAUCUCCGUGUGUGGGUGAUGACAGGAAUGUACUGAUAAUAGUACUAAAGAAUUGUGGGGGGGAUUUUAUGGUAGUCAAGUCAGUAUUUUAUGUAAUUAUUUAAAUAUUUUUUUGUAUUUCAUGUCACAUGUUAAUCAUCAACCAUUUUUAAGUAUCCAAGAAAAGUACAUCAUAAAAGUGAUCAACUUUGUUCAACUUGAUCAAAACUAUGUGUAGCAUUUCACUAAAUACUUUUUUCAUGUUUUUACCUUAAAGAUAUUAGUAUGAUGUUUUCUAGCAGAAUUUUUCUGUCUUGUGAGUCUGCUGUAAUACAUUUGUGCAGUACAUUUUAAUGGGAUGGAGACCUGGUUAUGUGUAGGAUUGGUGAUUAUCACAUCUUCAAUAUAGCUGUAUGUAACAGGUCUGGUAAAGCACUGUUUUAUGUGUAAUGCUUUUAGACCCUUACCCUUAUUUUAUCAUCUGUCUCUUUUAUUUUCUGCCAGAACUGGUAGUGAGAUUUCAUUGAAGUCACUUUGCAUUAGUUUUAAACUGCUGUUAUAUUUUGUUAUUUGAAAGAAAGUCCAUUUUGACUUUCUUAUACCGUCCUUGCCAAUCAAACCUCACUGUUGAUUACAUGUUAGGGCCAUAAAGUUUUACAAAUCUACAGUUUAAUCUAAUUUUUUGUGUAACCAGUUAAUUCUUAUUUUACAGCUAAAGCUUUUUGACACAAAAGUUGUGCUGUUACUACACAUUUGUGGUCAUAGUGUGGAAAACAAGAUUUUACGGAGUGCCUGGCCAGAUAAAUUUUUGAGGAUGAUUACUCUGUUACAUCAAUGUGUUUUUCUGUUAUAUGUGAACGUCAGAGGAUGUACAUGUACAGCAGGGCUGAUUGAUUCAUCUUGUUGUUAAUUUGUCUUUUUACUUGUAAAAUAGUACUUUGUUUUAUUAUUACUCUUAAUUGGUUGAUCGAUUAAGACCUGUUCUCUUUGUACACUGCCCACAUGUAAAAUAUUUUAUCCUUUUUCUGGAAAUACAGGAGAUAAGGAAAUAAUGUUUCAAACGGUUAAGGUGUGGGACUGUUAUGAGUUAAGAAAAGGUAUUGGUUACACUCUGCUGUAAAUGCGCUGUAUGAUACUGCAUUCUUUCAUCUACUAGGUUGCGUAUGGCUGGACAGCAUGCUCUUCAUGCAUCAUCAUUUACAGGACACUGAAAGUAGCGCACAAUUUAGUUCCUGUAAUAUAUUGAUACAUACACUGUGAAUGUCCCAGUGAAUAUUUUUUCAGAGGAAGAUUUUUGUGAGGGGUUAGCAGGUCCUGUGAUGAGUUAACACUACACAUUUGUGGUUAUAGAUUGUAACAUUGUGAACUAGUGUGCAGAGGCCAGUCACAUGUGU
Liolophura sinensis is the source of this 2444-nucleotide messenger RNA. Its product is annotated as Rieske domain-containing protein-like. Gene Ontology annotation, molecular function: 2 iron, 2 sulfur cluster binding. The record is from RefSeq and is a predicted model, not a curated record. NCBI's taxonomy places the organism in Eukaryota, Metazoa, Mollusca, Polyplacophora, Chitonida, Chitonidae. Bases 167 to 628 code for a protein of 153 amino acids. The transcript is spliced from 3 exons.